AUGUCAAGAUUUAGACCAUGGAAUAGGACUUUUGACAAAAUUAUAGAGAACCCAAAAUAUAUAAUCAACAAGAAUCCUAUAGGUGAUGGUACUUAUUCAGUUGUAUUUAGAUGCCAGAAUAAACUAAAUGAAAAACAUUAUGCUGCAAAGAAAUACAAUAAACGAUUAGUCUUUGGGCUUGAAGAAAUGUUAACUAGUGAAUUUGAAAUAUUGAAACAACUAUCAAAGAAACAUCCACAUAUUCUAUCAUUAAUGGAUUACUUUGAAACAGAAGAUAGCUAUUAUCUAGUGACUGACUUAGCAGAUGGAGGUGAUUUAUUUAAUAAAAUUUUAUCAAAUGACUGGAAACUAGAAGAAUCAAUAGCAAGUGAAAUUACUUUACAAUUAGUUAAAGCUGUACAGUGCUUACAUGCAAAUAAUUUAAUUCCUAGAGACAUUAAAGCUGAGAAUGUAUUUUUUCAAAAUAAACACACUCAUAAUAUACUACUUGGUGAUUUUGGAUUAGCUCGGUUAUUGAAAAAUGGUGAAAAAUUAUAUGAUGUAUCUGGAACUCUAAGUUAUAUGGCUCCAGAAAUGUUUGAUAGAAGUGUAGGUUAUGACUUUCCAGUUGAUAUUUGGGCAAUUGGAGUUGUUGUCUAUUUUAUGUUAAGUGGAUAUAUGCCAUUUGAUUGGGAAACUGAUGAUGAAACAAAAGAAGCUAUUAAAGAAGCUAAAUAUUUAUUUGAACCAGUUGAAUAUUGA
Insectozyma verbasci is the source of this 741-nucleotide messenger RNA. The record is from the annotation of a GenBank genome assembly. NCBI's taxonomy places the organism in Eukaryota, Fungi, Ascomycota, Pichiomycetes, Serinales, Debaryomycetaceae.